GAGGAAGAAAACAAUAACCAAGAUGGAGAUGGAAAGUAGGUGACAAAAUCACAAGACAUCAUGGUUGGUCACGGGAUUUAUAUGUCUCUUCCUCCUUUAGCACAGGAUUAAUAAAUACAUCAAUUCUCUAGGUGGCCACAGAAAUGCAACUUUACAAAAAUUGCAUACACGAUUAACUACAGACUAGUUCUUCUCUGCAGGUACAAAUUUUUGAGCGAAUUAUAUAGUUUCAGCUAGAAGAUAAAUACUGUAUAAGUUGGGAGGUUGGACUGAAGUCUAGAAAAUUAAGGAAAGAUCUAGCUAGCUAUAGUAAUUUCAUAUUAUGUCUUCUGAUACGGGAGCUUACAUUAAUUCUCUUCAGUUACUCUUUAGCCUCUGGUGCUUUACUAAUGGCGUUCUCUAUUCGAUUUUCUUGUGUGGGAGUUGUAUAAGGGUUGUGAAUGCAGCAGCAAAAUCUGUAAAUGUUGGAAGUAAUGUUUCAGUGGUUCAAGAUGCGAAGUACUUCCAUAUAUAUUAUGGUCAGAACUUCAAAGUUAUCAAAAAUGGUAUUGAUGGCAAGAAUUACCUUCUCAUUCAGAAUAAUUCGAGAAUGGCGACGAGAACAAAAUAUUGCACAGGAAGAAUCAAAUCAUUUGUAGUACCCCUAUCAAACUACUCUAUCAACACAGACUACUUUCCAGUGUCCUUCUUUGAGCUUCUAGGAUUGGGGGGAAGUUUGAAGGGAAUUACAUCAGAUUUAGUUGCCUCGGAAUGUGUCUUGAAAUCGUACAUGGAUGGUGGUAUCCAAAUGAUCAACAAAACUGAUGUAGUGAAAGAUACUACUCAAUUCACUGCUUAUUUUGUUACCAACCCGGAUAAAAUGGAAGCUUGUAAUUUUGCUACCUUCCUUCCGGUCGACGAGGAUACUCCUCUCCAGCGAGCAGAAUGGAUCAAGUACUUGGGUGCUUUCGCGAAUUUGGAAGAUAGAGCAAAUCACGUAUACGAGGCAGUGAAAACAAAUUACAUGUGUUUGACAAAAGCGGCAGAGAAUAACAGAAAAGCAUUCAAACCUGUGGUAGCAUGGCUAAGGUUUAAUGAGGGAGUUUGGUCUUUCACCAAUGAUGCAUACAAGAUGAAGUAUGUGUUAGAUGCAGGUGGGGAAAACAUUGACGACUCGAUGAACAAAAAUACCUAUGACACUUCAAUCCCGGAUGACAUGGACGACUUCCAUGCUAUCCUAUGUACUGUUGACGUUGUCAUUGAUGAAACUUACACUUCACACCCUGUCGAAUACAAGCUUUCCACAUUCUUGAAAAACUUAAAAGUGAAUGAAGAUGAAGCACAGUCUGAUGGUUUUGGCUUCCUUACGAAACAAAGCUUAUGGAGAUAUGAUAAAAGGAUCCAAAAUUCCGAUUCUCUAGAUUGGUUAAACAAUGCUGUCUCUCAGCCUCAUCUUGUUCUGGCAGAUUUAUUAGAGGCAUUUUUUCCUACGGGAAAUUACACGACAACUUACUUAAGAAACCUUGCGAAGGAUGAAAAAGUUACUACCAUUGAUCCUCAGAUGUGCAGUAGAGAGAUUUCCACAGCAAUGGAACCCAUCAAGGUUCCUUGUUAGAAGUGUGAUAAUUGUCAUAUAAAUUUACUGCGUUUCAUUUUUUCCUAGUCUAAACAACUACAUAUGCCAUUUUAAAUUUUGUAAGUAUGCAGUGUAUUGGGGAUUCGAGAAACAAUUACUAUAUCUAAGAAGAUUGAUUAACUAUUUUGUUAC
Molecule: messenger RNA, 1747 nt
Organism: Papaver somniferum (opium poppy)
Lineage: Eukaryota; Viridiplantae; Streptophyta; Magnoliopsida; Ranunculales; Papaveraceae
Exons: 11
Coding region: 323-1594 (423 amino acids)
Source: RefSeq, a predicted model, not a curated record